AUGACCAAGGAUAAGGUGCCGUUCCAGAAACUUCAACCUAUUCCCCAACAUAUAGCCAGAGACAAAAAGAAGUAUUGUGACUUCCACGAAUCAGCAGGACAUAGCACCUCCGAGUGUCGACAUCUGAAAGAGGAAAUCGAAUAUUUACUCAAAGAAGGAUACCUAACGGAAUGGGUAAAAAAGUACAGGACAGACCAUCCUCCGGAAAGACGCGGCCUCGGUGCUUCACAGAAUGACAGAGCUGAUGAAAAGCAGAGCGAUACUCAGUUUGUAAGGGAAGGCAGCAUCAGGAGCAUAUUUGGGGGACCUUACAUAGGGGGAGGCAGUCGAAAGGCAAUGGAGAAAUAUGCUAAGGAAGCGAAGGACUACCCUCUUACCAACGUGAACCAUCUGUCGGCCAGAGCCCCACGAGUAUUUAAGGGAGAAACCAUGGACAUCACCUUUACAGAGGACGAUGCGAGGUGGGUACACCAUCCCCAUAAUGAUGCUUUGGUGGUCGCCAUCCGCAUCGCCACCUUAAACGUUCAUCGAGUAUUUGUUGACAAUGGUAGUUCGGUCAACAUUCUCUACUAUGACACCUACAAGAAGAUGGGAUUACCAGACAAAGACAUGACCGUAGAGAAUCUCUACAUAUACGGCUUCGGAGGAGAGGCCAUCAAAGCUAAAGGAACCAUACGCUUGCCAGUCACUUUAGGAGAGGCUCCGCGAGCGGCCACUCAAAUUUCCGAAUUUGUGGUCAUCGACCAUCCCUCGGCGCAUAAUGCACUUAUGGGACGCCCCCUCUUGAAGGACAUGAGGAUAAUCACCUCCAUUUACCAUCUUACUUUGAAGUUCCCCACCCCUGGAGGAGUUGGUUGUGUGAAGGGAUCUCAAUAUGAGUCUCGUGAUUGCUACGGCCGGUCACUCAAGAAUUUUCGAGACAGAAGGGGCGUGCCGCCCCACGAAGAACUUCACUCGGUCCAUACUCUCUACCUCGUUCAGUAUCCGGAAAGCGACAGCGAAGACGCGCCCAGCCCCCCACUACUCAGGGGACGCGUCCCUCAAAAGGGCGAGCCCUCUCUUGUCGAUGAAUCAACGUCCGAAGAAUGUGAAGAGUUGGUUAUCGAAGUGGAAGAGGCGCCUCCGAGGAAAGUCAGAAAGAUGGAUCAAGAGGAGAUCGUCAUGGAAUUGGAGGAGCCCUUUCCUCCCAAAAAAGCUUCUGAUAAUACGUCUUCAGAACCAAAGGAAACCCCGCACCAGUUCGACUUCGACUUAGACCCGAGAUUACCCAUGCAAGUGCAGAACACAGGGCCAGCUGAGGAUACGAUCGAUGUGCAAAUUACACCGGGGAGUGAUGGCAAGAUCCUGAAGAUAGGAUCCAAACUAGGUCCAGAGAUAAGGGGCAAGCUGAUAGAAUUCCUUACAAAUAGCCUUGACGUAUUUGCUUGGAGCCACGAAGAUAUGGUGGGGAUAGACCCGGCAGUUAUGUGCCAUCACCUGAAUGUCGACCCCUCUAAAAAAGGUGCUAGACAAAAGAGAAGACCCAUCAGCGGAGAAAGAGCCGAGGCCCUGCAGGAGGAAGUCGAUCGCCUCUUGAAAGCAGGAUUGGUAAAGGAAUCGUUCUACCCGAAAUGGCUAGCAAACCCCGUACUUGUUAAGAAACCCAACGGGAAGUGGCGCACGUGCAUAGAUUUCACAGAUCUCAACAAGGCGUGUCCUAAAGACAGUUUCCCGCUCCCUCGCAUUGACCAACUAGUAGAUUCAACGGCAGGACACUCCCUCCUCAGCUUUAUGGAUGCCUACUCAGGAUACAACCAGAUUCCCAUGUAUGAGCCCGACCAGGAGCACACCUCCUUCAUCACGGACAGGGGUCUAUAUUGCUACAUUGGUAUGCCAUUUGGGCUUAUUAACGCAGGAGCAACUUAUCAGCGAUUGGUGAACAUGAUGUUUAAGGAUCAGAUUGGGAAGACAAUGGAAGUAUACGUGGACGACAUGCUGGUUAAAUCCAAAAAGGAUACUGACCAUGUUGCCCACUUGUCAGAAAUGUUCGAGAUCUUGAGGAAAUACAGGAUGAAGCUCAACCCGCAGAAAUGUGUGUUUGGGGUGGAGUCAGGGAAAUUCCUUGGUUUUAUGGUUAACCACCGAGGCAUAGAGGCCAACCCAGCAAAGAUCAAGGCAUUACUAGACAUGAAGUCUCCAGCCAACGUUAAGCAAGUGCAAAGUCUGACAGGAAGGAUAGCCGCCUUGAACAGGUUCGUAUCAAAGUCGUCGGAAAAGUGCAAGGAAUUUUUUAAGGCCAUAAAGGGCGCGUCUAAAGAUUUCGAGUGGACAGAGGAAUGUGAGGAUGCCUUCGUAAAAAUCAAGAAGCACUUGGGCGAACCACCCCUCUUGGCCAAACCUCAGGAAGGAGAGACGCUUGUCCUCUACUUAGCCGUUUCAGACUACUCCAUAAGUGCUGUAUUGGUGAAGGAAGAUGAGGAGGGGCAGUCCCCAAUCUACUACGUAAGCAAGAGGUUGCUAGAUGCCGAGACUCGCUACACAAGUAUGGAAAAGCUAGUAUAUGCCUUGGUACAUGCAACUAGGAAACUACGACCAUACUUCCAGGCUCAUAAGGUGGAAGUUAGGACGGCGUACCCCCUCCGACAAAUCAUGCAUAAACCAGAAGUAACCGGUAGGAUGAUGAAGUGGGCAGUCGAGUUGGGGCAGUUUGACAUAGAUUACAAACCGAGAACCGCCAUCAAGGGACAGGCCCUAGCAGAUUUCAUAUUGGAAUUCCCUGAAGAUGGAGAGGAGUCUGGUCUCCUGAUCAAAUAUGAUCCCGACCUACCACCGCAGCAGACAUGCCCCAAGGAAAGCAUACCCGAACUCUGGUGGAUAUUGCAUACAGAUGGAGCAGUAAAUAAUGAGGGAGCGGGAGCUGGGAUAGUGCUCGUAAGUCCGGAAGGACAUAGACUCUUGAACGCAACUCACUUUACCUUCCGGCUCUCGAACAAUGAUGCAGAGUAUGAGGCCCUGAUCGGAGGGCUCAGGCUUGCCCUUGAAAUGGAGGUGAGAAAGCUUGUUAUAAAGGUCGACUCCAUGCUGGUGGUCGAGCACAUCAAAGGAGGAUACCAAGCAAAGGGACCUAAGACGGCGAUAUAUCUUAGGUGUGCUCAGGGAUUACUGGAUCAGUUCGAAGAAGUGCAAGUAAACAGGGUGCCCAGAGAAUUCAACGGGGAUGCCGACGCUCUCGCAAAGUUAGCAUCUCAGAAAGAUCCGGCCCUAUUGGGAGUUAUCCGCCUAGAGAUACAGGAGGUACCUAGCAUCCCCGAACUUGAGGUAACAGAAAUACAAGACAAAGGUGGAAAGUUAACGUGGAUGACCCCAAUCUGGAAAUACAUCAAGGAGGGUACGCUGCCCGAAGAUAAAGCUGAAGCCCGAAAGUUAAAAUACAAGGCUGCCAGAUAUGUGGAAUAUGAUGGGAAGUUGUACAAAAGAGGCUUCAAUCAGCCCCUUCUCAAAUGCAUAGAUGGGGAGGAAUGCGCUUACGUGAUGAGGGAGGUCCACGAAGGCAUAUGUGGGAAUCAUUCGGGAGGUAACUCCCUAGCCAUGAAAAUCUUGAGACAAGGGUAUUACUGGCCAACUUUGAGGAGCGAUGCUUUUAACUUCGCCAGAGCAUGUGAUAAAUGCCAGCGAUUCGCCAAUUUCACCAACAGCCCGGCCACGUCUCUCACCAGCAUGACUAGUCCUUGGCCCUUCGCUAUGUGGGGGAUAGAUUUGAUCGGAGAACUCCCCAAAGCCAAGGGAGGAGUGAAAUAUGCAGUAGUGGCCGUAGACUACUUCACCAAAUGGGCAGAGGCCGCACCCUUAGCCACCAUCACAGCCAAGAAAAUAACGGAUUUUGUUUUUAACUCUAUUGUUUGCAGGUUCGGAGUCCCUUACAAGCUAAUCUCGGAUAACGGAAAGCAGUUCGAUAGCAAGGAACUAAGAGGCCUAUGUGAAAAUCUUGGAAUCAAGAAGGAUUUCGCAGCAGUGUACCAUCCCCAGAGCAACGGGCAGACAGAGGCGGUCAACAAGAUCAUCAAGCACACUCUGAAGGCAAAGUUGGAAGAUAGCAAAGGGAAUUGGCCAGAAGAACUCCCCAUGGUCCUAUGGUCCUACAAUACAACUCCCAGGACAACGACUGGGGAGUCGCCCUUCGUCCUAUCUUAUGGGUGUGAGGCCAUGGUCCCAAUAGAGAUUGGAGCAGGAUCGCUCAGGAGAGACUACUUCGACCAAAUUGACAAUGAUGUGAGUCAAAGACUAUACUUAGACAUGAUUGAGGAAAUCCGAGCUACAUCACAGCUACGCUUAGCCGCUUACCAACGUAGGACGGCUAGAUAUUAUAACAGCAAAGUGAAGGCUCACCCCUUCCAAGUUGGAGACCUCGUCCUCAGGAAGGUUGUACUCAACAACAAAAAUCCCCAACAUGGAGUCUUUGGAGCCAACUGGGAAGGCCCUUACAGAGUCAAGGUCAUAUUAUGGAAGGGCACUUACAGAUUAGAAGACCUAGAUGGAAAGCCCGUUCCAAGACCUUGGAACGCGGAGCAUCUAAAGAAAUAUUAUCAGUAG
This is a messenger RNA of Daucus carota subsp. sativus, 4569 nucleotides long. RefSeq lists its product as uncharacterized. Gene Ontology annotation, biological process: DNA integration. NCBI's taxonomy places the organism in Eukaryota, Viridiplantae, Streptophyta, Magnoliopsida, Apiales, Apiaceae. The transcript has a single exon. Gene Ontology annotation, molecular function: RNA-DNA hybrid ribonuclease activity; nucleic acid binding. The record is from RefSeq and is a predicted model, not a curated record. Bases 1 to 4569 code for a protein of 1522 amino acids.